This is a messenger RNA of Drosophila nasuta, 1524 nucleotides long. Its product is annotated as phenoloxidase-activating factor 2. The record is from RefSeq and is a predicted model, not a curated record. Bases 104 to 1450 code for a protein of 448 amino acids. The transcript has 3 exons. Gene Ontology annotation, biological process: proteolysis. Gene Ontology annotation, molecular function: serine-type endopeptidase activity. Lineage: Eukaryota; Metazoa; Arthropoda; Insecta; Diptera; Drosophilidae.
UAAACAAAGAGUUUCGAAUCGGGAAACUCAGUCGUAUUUGCAAACUUACUUUGAGCAAAGCUCAACACAAUUUUCGAAUCGCGGUGCUAAUUAGUUAAUACAAAUGCACAAUAAAGCAAUGUUGAAUCAAUUCAAGCUAAUUUUGCUGCUGAUUUUCCCCUUGAGCAGCUUUGCUCUUCGCGAAUGCACAUCGACUGAGCUUUGUAUCACCGAACAACGUUGCAAUGAGACAGACGAUUCUGGCCGCGGUUUGCUGGGACCCCGCACAUUGGAUAACAGUUGUGGCUUCGGACUCGUCUGCUGCGACAAGGAACAGCUGGAGAGCUAUGAAGCCACCUUAGCUCAGAAGCUUCUCAACGAGCAGAAAGCAGCUACAACAGCAUCGCCUCCGCCUUUGAAUCUUGACUUUAAGCUCGAUUACGACACCUGCGAUACAAACAAACUGUGUGUGCCAAGACAUCUCUGCAGAUCUGGUCUGGUCAACGAAGAUGGUCGCUAUAUAAUUAAAGCACGCAUCGAUGACACCAGCAAUUUUGGCUGUUCCAUAUUCGAGAGUUGUUGCCCUCCCGGCGAUCAGAUAGACGAAAGCGAGAAUCCCAUGCUGCGCCAUCUGCAGCAGUUCCAGUACAAGGGCUGCGGCUAUAGCAAUCCGAAAGGACUCUACUACGCCUUGGAGGGCUACAGCAACCAUGAAGCACACUACGCCGAGUACCCCUGGAUGGUCGCAGUGACUGACAUGCAGGCAAAGUACGUCUGUGGCGGCACCUUGAUACAUCCCCAGCUGGUGCUGACCAGUGCCCACAAUGUGGCCAACCACAGCUCGGACUCGUUGUUGGUCCGGGCGGGGGAAUACGACUUGAGCAGUCAGCGGGAACCGCAUGCUUAUCAGACGCGACGCCUGCGACAUUUGUGGCGCCACGAGCUGUUCAACAAACUGAACUUUCACAAUGACAUGGCACUGAUGGUGCUUGAGCAACCUUUUCGGCUGGCGCCGCACAUUCAGCCACUCUGUUUGCCGCCAGUCGAGAAUGUCAUCGUGCAGGAGGCGAUGCGGGAGGCGCAAUGCUUUGCCAUUGGCUGGGGGAAUUCGCGCAAUAACACGAAUCCAAUGGACCGCCUUCUGAAAAGCAUUGAUCUGCCCAUCGUCGAGCAUGAGCACUGCCAGCGACUGCUGCGCAUCACAAUUCUCGGCAGACGCUUCAAGUUACACCCAAGUUUCGUCUGUGCCGGUGGUGUGCAGGGCAAAGACACUUGCGAAGGAGAUGGCGGAUCGCCUUUGUUCUGCAGCAUGGCUGGGCAACCGAAUCGCUUCCAGCUCGCUGGCAUCGUCUCCUGGGGCAUUGAGUGUGCCGAAAAGGACAUUCCAGCUGCCUACACGAAUGUGGCAUAUCUCCGCAACUGGAUCGAUGAGCAGAUUACAAGGGCUGGCCUCAAUCUGGACGAAGUCUAGAUUUAAUAUUCAAUAUUCCCAAUGUAUUCGCAUUUUGAAACGUUUAUAUAAAAUACAGAAAAGUUCAAGCAUCA